GCUUGUUUCAUCUUGCCCUGCUCGCUUCCGCCCUCUUUCGUUCGGAAUCUACACUCUCUGAAGCUAUCGCAAGUAAUAUACUAGCGGCAUGGCGCUUCCCAAGCGGAUCAUCAAGGAAACGGAGCGUCUCGUCGCCGACCCCGCACCGGGCAUCACCGCCGUGCCGCAUGACGACAACCUUCGUUAUUUCGACGUGAAGAUCAACGGCCCAGGAGGCAGCCCGUUCGAGAAGGGCGUGUUCAAGCUCGAGCUGUUCCUCCCCGAGGAGUACCCCAUGGCUCCACCGAAGGUGCGCUUCCUCACGAAGAUAUACCACCCCAACAUCGACAAACUCGGCCGCAUCUGCCUGGACAUCCUGAAAGACAAGUGGUCCCCUGCGCUCCAGAUCCGCACCGUCCUGCUCUCGAUCCAGGCGCUCCUCAGCGCGCCGAACCCGGACGACCCGCUCGCGACCGACGUCGCGAAGCACUACAAGGAGAACGAGGCGGACGCGCAGCGCGUUAGCCGCGAGUGGACGGAGCAGUAUGCUUCCGACCCAUGAGAAUGAGGACGAGGAUAAAGAUGAGGUCGGCGCCCGGAUCAUGUCGGGGCGGGGGAGAAAUGGAACGUGAAGCUUGAACUUAAGAGGAUUGUGAUGUCAUGGUGUAUGGAUAGUUUAGGGUGUAAUACACAAGUACUUUCUAUGGCGUAAAGGCGGCUUUAUAGACCUCGUUUUUCU
Coniophora puteana RWD-64-598 SS2 is the source of this 718-nucleotide messenger RNA. Its product is annotated as ubiquitin-conjugating enzyme. The coding region runs from base 89 to 541 and encodes 150 amino acids. Gene Ontology annotation, cellular component: nucleus. Gene Ontology annotation, molecular function: ubiquitin conjugating enzyme activity. Gene Ontology annotation, biological process: protein K63-linked ubiquitination; DNA damage tolerance. The transcript is spliced from 6 exons. The record is from RefSeq and is a predicted model, not a curated record. NCBI's taxonomy places the organism in Eukaryota, Fungi, Basidiomycota, Agaricomycetes, Boletales, Coniophoraceae.